GAUCGCUGUUACUGAUGGGAAGGAGUCCAAUAUGAGUGGAAAUGAUGUUGGAGGAAGAAGACGCUUUGAGGACAGUGAACACACACUACACAUCUAUCCUGGGAGCAUCGCUGAAGGGACCAUCUAUUGUCCUGUCAUUGCCCGGAAGACCUCCACAGCGGCGGAGGUGAUUGACUCUCUCAUUAAUAAACUUCAACUUGACAAAACAAAAUGUUACGUUCUGGCGGAAGUGAAGGAAUUUGGCGGGGAAGAAUGGAUCCUCAACCCCACAGACUGCCCGGUCCAGCGCAUGAUGCUGUGGCCCCGGAUGGCCCUGGAGAACCGUUUGAGCGGGGAGGACUAUCGCUUUCUUCUACGGGAAAAGAAUCUCGACGGGUCGAUACACUAUGCCAGCCUCCAGUCCUGGUUGCAGGUGACAGAGGAGCGCCGCAGGAUGAUGGAGCGCGGCUUCCUCCCACAACCGCAGUACAAGGACUAUGACGACUUGUGCGCUUUACCAGACUUGAACGAGAGAACGCUCCUGGAAAACCUUAGAAACCGCUUUAAGCAGGAAAAAAUUUACACGUACGUUGGGAGCAUACUGAUAGUCAUUAAUCCGUUCAAAUUCCUCCCGAUUUACAACCCCAAGUAUGUCAAAAUGUAUGAUAACCACCAGCUGGGGAAGCUGGAGCCCCACAUUUAUGCGGUGGCCGAUGUAGCAUACCACGCGAUGCUUCAGCGUCGAAAGAAUCAGUGUAUUGUCAUUUCUGGAGAAAGUGGGUCUGGGAAAACGCAGAGCACAAACUUUCUGAUCCAUCAUCUCACUGCUCUUAGUCAGAAGGGAUUUGCUAGUGGAGUAGAACAGAUCAUUCUAGGAGCUGGACCAGUGCUUGAGGCAUUUGGGAACGCAAAGACGGCCCACAACAACAACUCCAGUCGCUUUGGCAAGUUUAUUCAAGUGAAUUACCAGGAGACGGGCACCGUGCGUGGAGCUUACGUUGAAAAGUAUCUACUGGAAAAAUCUAGGCUAGUCUAUCAGGAACAUAAUGAGAGGAACUACCAUGUUUUUUAUUACCUUCUGGCCGGAGCAAGUGAAGAAGAGAGAUCAGCUUUUCACCUUAAACAACCUGAUGAAUAUCAUUAUCUCAAUCAGAUGACAAAGAAACCCCCCAAACAGAGCUGGGAUGACUGUUACUAUGACUCUGAGCCGGAUUGUUUCUCCGUUGAAGGAGAGGACUUGAAGCACGACUUUGAGCGUUUGCAGCUAGCCAUGGAAAUGGUGGGCUUUCUUCCCAAGACCAGCAGACAGAUUUUUUCUCUUUUGUCGGCAAUACUGCACUUGGGUAACAUCUGUUACAAGAAGAAAACUUACCGAGAUGAUUCCAUAGAUAUCUGUAACCCGGAGGUCCUGCCUAUUGUCUCAGAACUGCUGGAGGUAAAAGAAGAAAUGUUGUUCGAAGCACUUGUUACAAGAAAGACGGUGACUGUGGGGGAGAAGCUUGUAUUACCCUACAAACUGGCAGAGGCUGUGACGGUGCGGAAUUCCAUGGCUAAAUCAUUGUACAGUGCCCUGUUUGAUUGGAUCGUUUUUAGAAUUAACCACGCACUCUUGAAUACAAAGGACUUGGAAGAGAGCACCAAGACUUUAUCCAUUGGAGUACUUGAUAUUUUCGGGUUUGAAGAUUAUGAAAGUAACAGCUUCGAACAGUUCUGCAUCAAUUUUGCCAAUGAACGUUUACAGCAUUAUUUUAACCAACACAUCUUUAAACUGGAGCAAGAGGAGUACAGACUCGAAGGCAUCAGCUGGCAUAACAUUGACUACAUAGACAACUCUGGCUGCAUCAACCUCAUCAGCAAAAAGCCAACCGGGUUGCUCCAUUUGCUGGAUGAGGAAAGCAAUUUUCCUCAAGCAACAAAUCAGACGCUGCUAGACAAGUUUAAGCGUCAGCAUGAAGGAAACCCUUACAUUGAAUUUCCGGCUGUGAUGGAACCUGCCUUUAUCAUAAAACACUAUGCUGGGAAAGUUAAAUAUGGUGUGAAGGAUUUCCGGGAGAAAAAUACCGAUCAUAUGCGGCCAGACAUUGUUGCUCUUCUGAGGAGCAGCAAGAGCGCCUUUAUCUGCGGCAUGAUCGGGAUCGAUCCCGUGGCCGUCUUCCGUUGGGCAGUCCUCCGGGCUUUCUUCAGAGCUGUGGUGGCAUUCAGGGAGGCUGGAAGGAAGUAUAUUGAGAAGAAAACUGGGCAUGAUGAUGCGGUUUUGAAAAGUGUGGAUAGUUUUAGCUUUCUCCAUCACCCAGUUCACCAGAGGAGCUUAGAGAUCCUGCAGAGAUGCAAAGAGGAGAAGUACAGUAUCGCCCGGAAACGUCCAAGAACACCCCUUUCGGAUCUGCAGGGCGUUAACACCAUCAAUGAAAAAACCCAACGUGACGUGUACGGAAUCGGCUGGAAUAGCAGGAUGGGCGUCCGGCAGAGCAGACUCUCCAGCCACGGCAGCCUCCUUGACAAAGAUGGGAUAUUUGUGAAUUCGACCAACAGCAAGCUCCUGGAGAGAGCCCACGGCAUUCUCAUGCGAAACAAGAACUUCAAAGCCAAACCGAACCUCCCAAAGCACUUACUGGAAGUGAAAUCGCUCAAGCACCUGACCAACCUGACGCUGCACGAUCGCAUCACGAAAUCUCUUCUUCAUCUUCACAAGAAGAAGAAGCCCCCGAGCAUCAGCGCGCAGUUCCAGGCGUCACUUACCAAACUGAUGGAGACCCUCGGCCAAUCUGAGCCCUAUUUUGUCAAGUGCAUUCGCUCCAAUGCCGAUAAGCUUCCCCUGAGAUUCAGUGACAACCUGGUGCUGCGGCAGCUGCGGUACACGGGGAUGCUGGAGACCGUGCGCAUUCGACAAUCGGGAUACAGCUGCAAGUAUUUUUUCCAGGACUUUGUCGAUCACUUCCACGUCCUUCUCCCACGGGGAGUUCUGCCAUCAAAGCAAAACAUCCAAGAUUUCUUCAGGAAAACAAAGAUCAGUCUGGACAGUUAUCAAGUUGGCAGAACAAUGGUGUUCAUGAAGGAGCGGCAACGGCAGCUUUUGCAGGGCCUGCUGCACCAGGAGGUGGUGCGAAGGAUCACGCUGCUGCAGAGCUGGUUCCGAGCGAUGCUGUACAGAAGGCAUUUCCUGAAUCUGAAGCAAGCAGCUGUGGUCAUACAGAGCUACUGGCGCAGUUAUCAGAGGAGAAAGCGAACAGAACUGGAGGAUUCCCUGAACGAUUCAGCCUUCCGUGGCAAGGCGGCCGUUAUCCUCCAGUCCCACUGGCGCGGCUACGUCGCCAGGCGGAAAUUCCAACAGAUGCGGGUGGCGGGUUUUAUCAUCCAGAGCUACUGGCGGGAGCACUUGAGGCGAAGGCACAUCGCAGCUACCUUAAUCCAAGCCGCCUGGCGGAGUUACCACUCCAGGAGCCUCUACCAGAUCGCAAGAAACAAAGUCGUUCUGCUGCAGGCCGCCUACAGAGGCUACAGUGCGCGGCAAAGGUGUAGAACUUUAAAACAGCAACGAUUACAAGAGGCACCAUUGGGAAAUGGACCAACUGUUAAAGGAGGGGAGGAUGGUUUGGAUAUUCGGGGGUCAGAUCCUUCUGAAUGGGAAGAUCGUUCAUUUGAAGAGCGAGAGAAAGCGGUAGAAGAGCGCAAAUCCGUGAUGGAAAAUCGGGGCGGUCAAAUUGAUCCCACAGAUAAUUCUGGGAACCUAUCGUACAAACACUACAAAAGAGCCAGCAGCCAGAGCGGAGUGAACGCAGAAGAGCAAGUUAUCGUUAGAGAGAGACCCAAGUCGCUGGAAGACCUCAACCCUAAAAAAGGAGUCCGUGCGAAGCGAGAGAGCCGGCGGAUGCGUGAAUUAGAACAGGCUAUCUUUAGCUUGGAGUUGCUUAAAGUCCGUUCCACUGGAGGGAUAUCUCCCUCAGAGGAGCGCCAGUGGUCCCCAGAAUUGGCCUCCGAAGGCAUGCAGUCUCCCAGGGGAACCCCGGAGAGUGAGAGCUCUCAGGGAAGUCUAGAGACGCUGAUCCACGAAGAGACUCAAAAGAACAAACGGGACCCUGUGUUGCCCCAGGACUACAGUACCCGUUCUGUUCCUAGAGAGUCGUUACCCAACAGCCCUAAAUCUGAUGACGAUCAAGGCAUCACCUUUUCUGCUGAUGUAAAUAGAAACGUGCCCGAUAGGAAAAGAUCGAUACCGAGUUCUGAGUUCCCAGAGUGCCUUGCUGCUAAAGAGCGGCCGGCCUGCGAUCCCCAGAGCACUGUCUAUCACGGGCAUCCUAGAGAGCCCCUCAUUUCAAGCAGCCUUCCUACUUUUUACCUCCCACCGCAAGACAGUCCGAGAGCCGGCCAUUCAGUGAUGGAGAAUAACCUGAGGAACAAGCGGAUGGACGUGCCUUUGGAAGCCAAGAGGGACGCUGAGUUAAAGAGAGCAGGGCAGAUCCAAACGUCUCCCAGAGCUGGUCAGCCUCCCUCGAGUGGAGAAGGCAGCCCGGCCCUGGCUGCGUCAGAAACGUCUUCCGACCCUAUCAUCAAGAGGCUGGAGAAGCUGAACGUGGAGAAGGAAGAACGCCAGAAACAAAAGCAGCUGCAGAACGAGAAAGAAAUGAUGGAGCAGAUCCGGCAACAGAAGGAGAUUUUGGAGAAAGAGCGCAAAGCUUUUGAAGAGCUCCAGAGGCAAGAAAAUGAGCAGAACAAGGCCAGGGAACAAGGCCAAGGAACCUCUGUCAGGUCACCGAAGAAAACAAACGGGACGCAAUCUCUCCUUAUUGGGAAUUCCCCAAACAAAGGAGAGCACCAUCUCACCAAAAAUACAGAGCCCACCUCGUCGGUGGAUAUCAAAGGUCUCACCGUCUCGAAAAAAGGAAGCUCGCCCGCUCGUCUGACCCAGAAGGAAAGGAUGAUUGUUGUGACCCUGGAGCGAAGGGAAAGCCAGGGGGCAGUUGUCCAGGAACCGGCUGGAUCAGAUAGGCUGAGUUCACAAGUGGUUGCUGAAUCUCAGGAAGGCUCCAGCAACCAACCCGCAAGAAAGGAGAGGUUCAGGUUACCCCGAAUUCCCAGCCAGGGAGCUGAAAGCGCUUCUAGCGAGAGCAGAGUUGGUCCCAUUUUCUUCACCCCGAAGGACAGCCACAAGGGCAUCAACAAAGAAUUUUCCGCCCAUCCGUCCCUUCCAAAAGAAGACCCCAAAAAGUCUUUCAAGAUUCCCGGGCCAGGCAGGGGGGAGCAGGUCGCCAGACCGGCCCAUAAAAAGAAAGCCCGCAUGGCACGGACACGCUCCGAUUUCUUGACUAGAGGUGCUUUUGCUGAUUGGGAGGGGGAUACGGAGGAAGAGGACUGCGAGGACAGUUUUGAAUUCCUUCUCUCCCUUGACCAACCUCCUCGCCCUGAGCCUGGGGGUGCAGCCAGACUUGGGCAGCCUUGUCACAGUGACUCGGAAAUGAUGCUGCAGCGUUUCACAUCCAGCGGAAGCCAAGCGAAGCUUCAUAAAACAAUGUCUCAAGGAGAGAUUGGAAAACUGGCAGCCGCACAGAAGGCCGUGGCUACAGAUGGAAGCAGACCUCAGAGGGCCAAGAUGAGAUUCUGGGGGAAAGGGAGGCAAGGGGAGAAGAAGAGCACCAGGGAGAAGCUUGCGACCCAGUCGGAACUGCUGGAGUUGUGUCCGGAUCAAAACACUGUGGGCAGAGAGAUGGUUUCCAGGCUGCCACUCGAUGAAGAGCUGGGCCAGCAUCACCUGACUCCACCGAGGAGCCCCGAGCUGUCCGGCCUCUACCGACGGGAAUGCAAGGAAAACAAAGAGCCGUCGCCCAAGGUGAAGCGCAAGCGCAGCCUGAAGAUCAGCAAUGUCGCCAUGGAGCCUGCGCAGUGGCAGAACGAUGCGCUUCAGAUCAUCACCAGCGCCAGCGACUUGAAAAGCAUGGAUGAGUUUCUCUUGAAAAAGAUGAACGAUCUGGAUAGCGAGGACUGCAAAAAGGACACUCUGGUGGACGUCGUGUUCAAAAAAGCCUUGAAAGAAUUCCGGCAAAACAUCUUCAGCUUCUACUCUUCAGCUUUGGCAAUGGGCGACGGAAAGAGCAUCCGCUACAAAGACCUCCAUGCCUUGUUCGAACAGAUUUUGGAGAAAACUAUGAGGCUGGAGCAAAGGGACUGGAGUGAGUCCCCAGUCCGGGUCUGGGUCAAUACCUUCAAAGUGUUUCUGGAUGAAUAUAUGACGGAAUAUAUGCCUUUGGAUUACGCUGCCUCCAAGAUGACCAAAACAGAAAGGAAGAAGAGAAGAAAGAAGGAAGCAGAUGUCGUAGAAGAACACAACGGUCACAUUUUUAAGGCGACACAGUACAGUAUCCCCACCUACUGCGAGUUCUGUUCCUCCCUGAUAUGGAUAAUGGACAGGGCCUCUGUUUGCAAAUUGUGCAAGUAUGCAUGCCACCGAAAGUGCUGCCUGAAAACGACGACCAAGUGUCCCAAAAAGUACGAUCCCGAGCUUUCUUCGCGGCAGUUUGGGGUCGAGCUCUCUCGCCUGACCAGCGAAGAGCGGACCGUGCCCUCGGUGUUCGAGAAGCUCACCAGCUACAUCGAGAUGCACGCGCUCUACACCGAGGGCAUUUACCGGAAGUCCGGGUCGACCAACAAGAUCAAAGAGCUGCGGCAGGGACUCGACACAGAUCUGGAGAGCGUGAAUCUUGACGACUACAACAUUCACGUCAUCGCUAGCGUGUUCAAACAGUGGCUCCGAGAUCUGCCUAAUCCGCUCAUGACGUUUGAACUCUAUGAAGAGUUUCUACGAGCGAUGGGCUUGCAGGAGAGGAAGGAGGCCAUCCGCGGGGUGUACUCUGUCAUCGACCAGCUUUCCCGCACCCAUCUCCACACUUUGGAACGCCUGGUCUUCCACCUUGUCAGGAUCGCCCUGCAGGAGGAGGCCAACCGCAUGUCGGCGAACGCCCUGGCCAUCGUCUUCGCUCCCUGUAUCCUCCGCUGUCCCGACACCACAGACCCUCUUCAGAGUGCUCAAGAUGUCAGCAAAACCAUCAGCUGCGUAGAGUUGAUUGUUGUCGAGCAGAUGAACAAGUACCGAGCACGCCUCAAGGACAUCAGCAGCCUCGAGUUUGCAGAGAACAAAGCCAAGAGUCGGCUGUCGUUGAUCCGCAGGUCUAUGAAACCUGUACUAAUUGCCGUUAGAUUUAUGAGCAUAACCCGCAGUUCGAUCCCGGGCAAAGGGCGCCUACGGCGAGGGACCUACCCGAGCGCGACGUCGCCGGCCGUCAUGCGGCUGCCCUCCGUCUCGGACGCCCCCGAAGAGGCCCCGAGCAGCGAGGAGGCCACGGAGACAGAUGCCACGGAGCAGCAGCAAGUGGCCAUGCAGCAGGAGGAGAGGGUGCUGACCGAACAGAUCGAGAGCCUGCAGAAAGAAAAGGAAGAACUGACGUUUGAGAUGCUGGCUCUGGAGCCGCGAGCUUCCGACGAUGAGACCCUGGAGUCCGAGGCCUCCAUUGGCACGGCGGACAGCUCGGAAAACUUGAACUUUGAUUCUGAAAGCGCAGUCUCGGACAGAUCAGAGAGAAGUUUAGCUGUCGGCCCACUGAGACCCAUCAAGGCAGAAUCCACCACCAACCGGUCUCGGAGGCACCUGAGGAAGCAGCCGGACUCUCUGGACUCCGUGGACUCCUCUGUAUCUUCUCCCUCCCUCUCCCCGUCCUCCUCUUCCUCCUCCUGCUUACCUCACGUAACGAGGAAGCGAUUCCAGAUAUACUCCAAAUCACCUUUCUACCGGGCAGCUCCCUCCGGGGGGCCCACAACGCCCGAGCGAUCCCCAGGGCAUCUGAAAGGUCUGGACGACAGGCCCCAGUUCACGACCAGGGGGACUUUCAACCCCGAGAAGGGCAAGCAGAAACUGAAGAAUGUGAAAAACUCUCCCCCGAAAGCCAAAGAGCCCCCCGAGGGGGCUGCCGGGCCGGGCCGCCGGAGGCACCCCGAUGCUGCCGAUUGCAACAGCCCCCAGCAGUUGGUGCUGCUCGGGAACAACGAGUUCAUGGUGUGAGCUG
Molecule: messenger RNA, 8030 nt
Organism: Euleptes europaea (tarantolino)
Lineage: Eukaryota; Metazoa; Chordata; Lepidosauria; Squamata; Sphaerodactylidae
Gene: MYO9A
Product: myosin IXA
Exons: 43
Coding region: 32-8026 (2664 amino acids)
Biological process (GO): intracellular signal transduction; positive regulation of GTPase activity
Cellular component (GO): myosin complex
Molecular function (GO): GTPase activator activity; protein binding; ATP binding
Source: RefSeq, a predicted model, not a curated record